Messenger RNA from Metopolophium dirhodum (rose-grain aphid), 3646 nucleotides. RefSeq lists its product as uncharacterized. NCBI's taxonomy places the organism in Eukaryota, Metazoa, Arthropoda, Insecta, Hemiptera, Aphididae. Gene Ontology annotation, cellular component: nucleus. Gene Ontology annotation, molecular function: DNA binding. The transcript is spliced from 2 exons. The record is from RefSeq and is a predicted model, not a curated record. The coding region runs from base 156 to 1622 and encodes 488 amino acids.
AUAAUAUAUCUUAAUAGAUAAUUCGUACCUAGAAAAAACCAUGGACAAGUAAGUACAAUACAACAAUACAAACAGAUAUUGACGCCUGACGGAUGAACAUUUUUCUCAUAGUUUUUUUUUACCGUCAAAUGUUUAUAUUAUCUUAGCUUAUUUUAAUGGAAUAUUAUUCAUCAACAAAAAAUAAUUUAUCAAUUGACAAGAUGCCUCGUAAACGUGUGAAAACCACAAAGAGAGGUACCACAUCGGAGAGCACUAUGCAAAAAGCAGCUCAACUAUGUUUGGAAGAUCUUAUGUCGCAACGAUCUGCAGCUAAAAAAUUUAAUAUUUGCCAUGUGAGUUUAAACAGGUAUAUAAACAAAUUUAAACUUCAUAGGGAAACAGGUAGUUGUCAACCAGCAUUCGGUUACCGACCACAUAAUAAAGUAUUUAACAAUUUUCAAGAAAAACAACUUGCAGAUUACGUAAAAAUUUCUACAGAUAUGUAUUUUGGUUUAAAUUCUAAAAAUAUUCGAAAACUAGCUUAUGAAUUUUCAGUUAAACUCGAUUUAACAGUACCAAACAGUUGGAAACAAAAUAAGGAAGCCGGUCCCGAUUGGGUUUCAGACUUUUUAAAAAGAAACCCAUCAUUGUCUAGUUGUCUCCCAAAAGCGACUAGUAUAUCAAGAGCUAUUAGCUAUUUCAACCCAGCAAAUAUAAAAUAUUUUAUGGAUAAAUAUGAGUCAAUUUUAUUGAAGUACAAACUUCAAGCACAUGAUAUUUACAACAUGAAUGAAAUAGGGGUUACAUUUGUCCGAAAAACAGGAAAAAUAGUAGCAUCUCUAGGUAAUAAACCUAAUAAAGCGAUCAUAAGUGGCAAAAAUUGUACAGUUACCAUGUGCAUAGCUAUAAAUGCAGCGGGCAACUUUAUUCCUCCCAUGCAUAUAUCAUCUAAGGCUGCCAAUAAUUUAAACUGCAUGCAAGGCGUUGAGUUCUUGAAGAUUUUGAAGAAAUUUACCAAAUAUGUCAGCCUUCCAGUUGAUAAAAAAGUUCUUAUUCUACUUGACAGUUAUGAAUCUCACUUAUGUUUGCCAGUGAUUGAUUUUUGCAAGGAAGCAGGCAUUUUAUUAUUAUCAUUCCCACCUCACUGUUUUAAAAAACACCAGCCAUUUCACAGAUCCGUGUAUAGACCAUUUAAUGCAUUUUUGAACGAAAAUAUAUCGGCCUGGAUUGAAAAUAAUCCAGGGUUAAAAUUAAGAAAAUAUGAUGUGCCUUUAGUGUCAUCUAGUAUAAGAGCAUUAGUUAGUGCUGCUACACCUGAAAAUAUUAUUAACGGAUUCUCUAUGUCAGGGAUUUGGCCUAUAAAUCGAAAUGCAUUUACUACGGGUACAUUUACGCUAGCAGCUUUUGAAGGUAUUGACGAUAUGUUAAUAGAUAAUGUUGAUGAAGAACCAAUAAAUUAUGUAAUUAGAGAACCAAACAAUAGCAUUACUGAAGAACCAGCGAAUAUUGACAUUAUUCCUCAUUUGAAAGCAGAAAGAAGUUUAACUCCUCCAAUUUCUGAUCUGGACAGAUCUUCUAUUGCUGGUCCAAAAACUUCUAAGCUGGCCAGGAAACUAUUAUUUGAACUACAUCAUAAUGAGUAAUAUAGUAAGUAGAAUAAAAGUGAAGAGUACAAUAGAAAAUACGCUUGAAAAAAUAGAAAUGGAAGAUGAAAUAAAAAAUAAUGCUAAAAAAACCUAUUUGUAAAAAUAAGAAGAGUAAAAAAUCUAAAAGCUAAGAAACCAGAUAAACUCAAAAACAAGAAUUACAGUUAUAGCGAUGUUAAUGCUCAAAUUGUUGUAAGAAUAUUUGUGACAAGUCUUAAUUAAUAACCGAAAAAAAAAUAAAAUAAUUUUGAGACUGAAUAUUACUAUUGUGUAAGUAUUACAUAUUUUGAUCUCUCUUUUUUAAUCCAUGAGAUAUGCUAUGUUUUAAUUUGUAUUAUUAUUUAAUAAUAUAUGUACUUGCUUGAAGAAGUAGUUUCUCCUCGAUGAGUCUAUUAAAUAUUGAAUUUAUUGGAAAUUUUAGUACUAUACAGUACGUACCUACUAUUUAAAUAAUUUUGAUUAAAAAGGAUAUUUAUAAAUACAAUUUGAACUUAUUAAUGUUAAUUAUUUAUAUAAAAAUAACAUAUUUUAAUUUCUUAUUGUUAGGUUUAAUUAAUUUAUUGAUUAGAAAUCUAAAUAAUAUCAAUAAAUUUGAACAUAAAAUACAUUAAGUAUGUCAACAUCGACUGUUGAACUUGUAACUUUAUUUUUACCAAGCAUUUUAAUAUUAUGAUUUAUUAUGAUUUAUUAACUUGAAAUAUUACAUAAAAUAAACUAUUUGCUUAUAAUGAAAUCAAAAUAAUAAAUAUUUUUAUAAUAAUUAUGACAAAAACAAAUUGUUGGCAUAUUAUGAUAUUCAUUUAUCUUAUACUAUAAUCCUGUGACUUUACACAAAAUAAACUUCAAGACCAUAAUAAAUAUGAAAAAAUCCAAAAUAAUUUGAUUGAAACAAAAUAUUUUUGUUUUAAACUUGAAACUAAUAAAGACUACUUUCAAACAAUAUUUCAAAAGCAACUUAAAUAUUAAAACAAAAUGCUUAUGUCUUUUUUCCAAAAUUUAAAUUUUAACAUUUUGAAUUCCUAGUGCAUACAUCUACGAUUUACUUAUUUCAGAGGUGGCCAAUCUGACGGGUAUUUAAUAUUAUUGUAUACCACAUUUGCGUCUAAUAGGAAAACAUAUAAUUUGGCGUGCAAUACUCAUUUAAAUUGUUUUCAAUUAAAUAGGAUUUAUCUUACCUAACCUAUAGUAGUCAAAAACCAAUUUAAAAUUCUCAUAAAAAAGAAAAAAACCAUAAAAACUAUAUUGUUCUACAAAUAUAAUUUAAGUGCUCUGAGACUUUAUAAAGUUUUUCACUUAUUUAAAAACUAUUUAAAUUUAAAAUAAACGUAAGAAAACGUAUUAGUAGUUGGAAUUUAAGAAAGUUAAGAAAUAUUCCAAUAUAAUAAUUAUUUUAAAAUUUAAAUGAUGAAAAUGUUUUUAUCAUUUAUGGAACAUCUCUAUAUGUUAUUUUAUGGAUUUGCCACAGUAUGAUAAAAAGUUGGCCUUCCACCUAUCUAUGCAUGUAUGACAAGCUCCUGAACGUAUGUAAAUAAUUAGAAUAAGUUUUUUUAAAACAGUCUAGCAACAGCAUUACAGAGAGUGUCUAAUUUACAGAAGAUCUUGGAGCAGAAAUAUAACUGAAGAAUGCUGGUUAAUAAAGCAAUGUUUAAUAUUUUUGAAUAUAAUUAGUGUAGUAAGAAUGUCAGAUCAUAUUCGAUUAACAAUAGCAAAUGUUUAAUUUACACGUUGAUGAUAAAAUUUUUUUUAAUUGUAUUUUUUUUUUAUUUAUGUAUAUUUUUUACGGGAAAGUAAUUUAAAAAUAUCUUUUAGUAAUUUAUUUAAAAUAAUAAAACAUAAGAACAAGAAUGCACAAUAUUGUAUACCUACAUUAAUUGACUUAUUCUAAAAACAAUUAUACAAAUAUACAAAAAAGAUAUGAAAGUAAAUUAUAAUUUUUUAAAUAUUAUGUUAAUAUUCACAAAUACUUACUCUGUUGAAUAAAUCCACUUUUAAUUUUAAUAUCUUAUUUAAAAAUGGUAUUU